AUGGUCGAGCUCCAUCAGAUUGUCCAGAAAGACCACGAAACGGUCAAUGAGUACAACGUACACUUCAAUACGUUAAUUGCAGAAGCAGAAAUAGUCAACCCAGACGCUGACGGAAACCUCCUCCAGCAAUACUUGAGCGGAUUAAAGGAAUUACUUGCACGCCAAUUGAUCGCCCAUAUGCUGAUCAACGCCACACUCUUCCAGUGGCAACAACAAGCCCUCGAGCUAGACAACAGGCUCGGAAUUCUCAGGCAUAUCAAAAACAGGCAGAUGCACCUUCCUACAAAUUCCGGAACCACGACAACCACUCCGACAUCCUCUACCCAGAAUGCAGGCAACCUCGGCAAGCAGAAGGAAGAGGAGCCUACCGAGGAGGAGGAAACCAAAGAGGCAGAGGCCGAGGAGGUAGAGGGAACUGGAGAAACUACCAAGGCGAUCUAUCUGCAAAUCGCCCCUACGUUCAAGUCACUCAAUGGGACAGAAAUCCAAGCUCCCCUCAUCCACCAGCAGUCAGCAACCCAAUUCUGGUAG
Molecule: messenger RNA, 531 nt
Organism: Phanerochaete carnosa HHB-10118-sp
Lineage: Eukaryota; Fungi; Basidiomycota; Agaricomycetes; Polyporales; Phanerochaetaceae
Exons: 2
Coding region: 1-531 (176 amino acids)
Source: RefSeq, a predicted model, not a curated record